AGAAAUGUCCAUGUGCCUAAAGCCUCCGUGGUCUCCAUGCUGAGAUGCGGCCGGAUCCGGGACUGGCCCCGGGCCUUGGCCGGCCGGCUCUUGGGCUCCCUCCGCAGCGAUGGUUCAUCUAAUGGGGCAUCGCUGCCAGGGCGUGGCCACCGGGGGCUGUCAAGGUGCUAGGCUUGUGUGCUGGGCGCAUCCCACCUGGGGCCUCCUGCCCCCUCCAGCGUCCCUUCUCUUUCUGAAUUGGGGGCAGGAUUCUCCUUCCCUGUCCCGAGCCCUGGGGCCGCGUUGCUGCACGCGGUAAGCAGCGGCCGGGCUCUGCCGCAGAGGUGGCUGCCUGUCGGAGGCAUGAGAAGCGGUUCCUGGGUGCAGUUUGCAAAGCGCCCUGAGAUCAGUUGACAUGAAGGAGAAGAGGUCGCUCCCUUGUAGCGGCCGGAGCUUCCUCGAGAGCACGGCCAGCCCUGGGCUGGAGCCAGGUUCCCUCUCUGAAAAGGAAAGUGAAAAGUGAGGCUUGGCUUUCACUUCCUCCCGGCAGCUCCCUGGCUCAGGCACCUUGCAGCCUGACGGGCAUUAUGGCCCCAGCCACCCCCCAGCUCACCCACCUUGAAACCCAGCACUGCUCAGCUCCGGGAGCGAAGGAUUUGCCCAAGGGAAGGAGCAGGGCCCGGUUCCUGAGAGCAUUGCCGAGAAGUGCCCCAUGGCACCCGAAGACGCGGAGCCUGGCAGCGGGGUGUACUCCUGCUUCAUGAGGUCCCAUCGCUGCUACGACCUGAUCCCCACCAGCUCCAAGCUGGUCGUCUUCGACACCUCCCUGCAGGUGAAGAAAGCCUUCUUCGCGCUGGUCACCAAUGGCGUGCGGGCCGCCCCGCUCUGGGACAGCAAGAAGCAAAGCUUUGUGGGGAUGCUGACCAUCACUGACUUCAUCAACAUCCUCCAUCGCUACUACAAGUCGGCCAUGGUUCAAAUCUACGAGCUGGAGGAGCAUAAAAUCGAAACAUGGCGAGAGGUCUAUCUGCAAGACUCCUUCAAGCCACUGGUCUGCAUCUCCCCCAGUGCCAGCCUCUUCGACGCCGUCUCCUCGCUGAUCCGGAACAAGAUCCACCGGCUGCCCGUCAUCGACCCGGACUCCGGGAACACGCUCUACAUCCUCACGCACAAACGCAUCCUCAAGUUCCUCAAGCUCUUCAUAGCGGAGGUCCCAAAGCCGGAAUUCAUGGGCCAAACCCUGGAGCAGCUGAAGAUCGGCACCUAUGCCAACAUCGCCCUGGUGCGCGCCAACACGCCGCUGUACGUGGCCCUGGGCAUCUUCGUGCAACACCGUGUCUCCGCCCUGCCUGUGGUGGACGAGUCAGGUCGGGUCGUGGACAUUUACUCCAAGUUUGACGUCAUUAACCUGGCGGCCGAGAAGAUGUACAACAACCUGGACGUGACGGUGACGCAGGCCCUGCAGCAUCGCUCGCAGUACUUCGAGGGGGUGCUCACGUGCUACAAACACGAGACCCUGGAGACCAUCAUCAACCGCCUGGUGGAGGCCGAGGUCCACAGGCUGGUGGUGGUGGAUGAGAACGAAGUGGUGAAGGGCAUCGUCUCCCUCUCUGACAUCCUGCAGGCGCUGGUGCUCCCGGGCGGGCCGCAGCCCUGAGGGGGGCACCCCGCUGCCUGUUCUGAGACUGUCGCCGCGGUGGGGCUCUGAGGGACAGGGACCAUGGAUGCCAGGCCCCCCUGGCCACCCAUCACCCGCUGGCCCUGCCCUGCUCCACCAGCAUCACGCCUCCCGAGCCGCAGCCCCCCAAGCAGGCGGGAUGGGGGGGCUGCACGCCAGCCAAAAGCCAGCAAUAAGCCCACCCAGUUCUCCCAGGCAGGCUGGGCUGCUCCAUCCAUAGGGAGUGGGGCAGGGCUGGGCCCCCAGGCCCUACCAGGGCAUCAACACCAUGUGUUGGGCAUCACUUGGCCGGGGAGAUCCUAGCUGGGCACCCUGCACUGGUGCUGCCAGCCCCUCCUGAAAUGGCCAGGGAAGCCCUGUGUGAUCAGCUGCCCCACGGUGCUGGCCUGUUCCCAUGUCUGCGCCCCUCCCCCCCGGGGGCUGGAACCGUUUCUUUAUUUCAUCCCCCUCUCCCCCCGGGGGUCAGAUCUCAACCAGCUCCUGCCCUGCAACGCCACACGGCCCUGCCCCCGGGCAUCUGAAACUGCCCUCCCCCCAUACCCCAGUGAUUUCCCCCCUUCCCUUAAGAAAGUCCAAACUCUGUUUUUACUGAGCACUGUUUUUGUAGCCUGUUGCUGGAGCCCCGGCCUGGGGCAGGGGCCUCACUCACUCGUCCUCUCGCUGGCCCAGGGUGGGGACCCGUCUUUAGUCGGAGUCUGGGCUGGUGGCCGUUGGGAUGUGGGGGUGAGGAGACUCCCAGGGGCUUGUGCCUGGGACCCCGCCCCCACAGUAUCUGCACCCAUCACUGCUCGGUUAUUGUAAGUCUGCAAUAAAAAUCCGGCCGCGUGUCUAGAUGACGCUA
This is a messenger RNA of Chelonia mydas (Green sea turtle), 2498 nucleotides long. It is a transcript of the gene PRKAG1, whose product is annotated as protein kinase AMP-activated non-catalytic subunit gamma 1. The record is from RefSeq and is a predicted model, not a curated record. NCBI's taxonomy places the organism in Eukaryota, Metazoa, Chordata, Testudines, Cheloniidae. The transcript is spliced from 12 exons. Bases 692 to 1636 code for a protein of 314 amino acids.